Zophobas morio is the source of this 909-nucleotide messenger RNA. Its product is annotated as leucine-rich repeat-containing protein 15-like. Gene Ontology annotation, molecular function: protein binding. Bases 1 to 909 code for a protein of 302 amino acids. The record is from RefSeq and is a predicted model, not a curated record. The transcript has a single exon. Lineage: Eukaryota; Metazoa; Arthropoda; Insecta; Coleoptera; Tenebrionidae.
AUGCGUUCUUUACUGCUAGACCUACUAAUCUGUAUUUUACUUGUUAAAGUUAGUAAGAGCGAAAAAAUUACUUUCGAAAAUGUAACAUUCCGGUGGCGUGUUGAUAACGAACUAAUAGAAUCGGUAGCUACAUCUGAGAGUCUUAAGAAAAUCAUUCCUGAUGUAACCAAAGUGUCGGUGCACAUCUUGGGACACGUUCCCAUCUUGUACGAAAAAUCGAUUUUCGAUAUACCAAAUUUGAACGGACUUAACUUGUCCGAUGUGGGUUUGGAGGAAAUCGAAUCGCAAGCUUUUGGUAACUUACCACCUUUGGAAAAUCUCCUUCUAUCGUGGAAUAACUUGACACAAAUCAAAACUGAUACUUUUUCCGAUCUAAAUGUAUCGAAUGUAGAUUUGUCUUUCAACUCAAUCACCCUUCUAGAACCAGGAGCCUUCAAGAAUUUCAACGCUUCUAUCGUGUCACUUGAUAGCAACAGACUCACUGAAUUGUUAAGUGGUGUUUUUGAGAACGUUACCCUUGGAAGCUUGAGUUUGAAUGAUAAUCUUCUCCACACCAUCCCACCAACGGCUCUGUCUUCAAUUGGACUGACAAAAUUGUAUUUGCUUGGGAACAAUUUCGAAGAAAUCGAUCCGGAAGUCUUUGACCUGCAAGAAUUGGUAUCACUCGAUUUGGAUUACAACUCAAUCAAGCUUCUGCGACCUGGUGAUUUGAGAAACUUGCCAGAGUUGAAGAAACUCUGGCUUUCGGGAAACGAGUUGGAAGAAAUCCCAGAAGGGGUUUUCAACAACACCAAACUCAUCUAUUUGUAUCUAGCCACAAACAAUAUUGUUAAAAUUGCGAGUAAAGCUUUUGAGGACAUGUCUGCGCUUAGAGUGUUGAACAUUGACUCCAAUAAUGUUACACAUUGA